Molecule: messenger RNA, 2046 nt
Organism: Pseudozyma flocculosa PF-1
Lineage: Eukaryota; Fungi; Basidiomycota; Ustilaginomycetes; Ustilaginales; Ustilaginaceae
Exons: 3
Coding region: 1-2046 (681 amino acids)
Source: RefSeq, a predicted model, not a curated record
AUGCGGCACAUCGACAAGCGCGCAUUUGAGAUGCUAAAGAGCCUGCUCGGUCUCGGCGAGAGCAAGGCUCCAGAGGUCGUCACGGUGACGGGACGCAGUAUCGAAAACGCCCUGCCCAAGUCAGAGCUGCACGCUCUGACGACUCCAGGCGAGCAUCGGGCCACAUCCAGCCCCGAGUCCAUCCUGGACGCCCUCGAGACCUUCAGCCGUGGCAAGAACCCGAAAGAGAUCAAGCAGCAGAGGCUGCUCGAGACCACCCUUCGUUCCGACACGCCCGAGCACCUAGAGGCCACCGAGAGCAAGGGCCUUCGAGACUGGUGGCGCGGCCUAUCAAAGACGCGGAAGGCCGCGAUCGGAGCGGCCCUGGGCGUGCCCGUUGGCGCCAGCGCCUUCACUUCGGCCUACCUCGUCGAGCAGCAUCUUCACAAGAACAAGAGGAAGGACAAGAAGUCCGACGAGGUCGACGCGCACGGCGGCCCGGCCAAGGAGGAGUCGGCGCCGCGCUUUGUCCCCGGUGAGACCAAGGGCGACCUGGGCAAGGGUCCCAAGGACGAGUCCGAGGACGGUGGCAAGGACAAGGACCAGCACGACAAGAUCCAUACGUUCAGGAGCUACCCCAACAACCUGACCUGGCCCGAUGAGGACCCGUCCGCAGACGCCGGUGUGAAGACACCUCUGCCCACGGAAGGUGGCGAUGCGGCCAAGUCGGAUCACGAGCAGUCGGGCAGCGACAAGACCAAAUCGAGCCCGGAAGGUGCAAGCGGCAAGAAGGACGACCACAACAUGCUCACCAAGCGCCAGGCUCCCUCUGGCGCUGCUUCCAGAGCCCUCUCGUCGUUCGGCUCCACGGUCAAGGCGUUUGGAAGCAAGCUGUGGCCGUUUGGUCGCUCCUCCUCCUCCUCCACCGCCGCCGUCGAGUCUGGAGCGGCCGGCACCCUUUCCAGGAGCGCAUCCAGGAUCGAGAGCGGAGCUGCUGGACCGGCCAUCGUCGACGCCAAGAGCCUGCCCUGGUACAAGAGGCCGAAAGUCGUGGCCGGGCUGGGCGCUGCGGCUGGUGUGGGCAGCGUCCUCUCGGUUGGCGUCCCGAUCCUGGUGCACAGUCACCGCGAGCAGAAGAAGCUUGACGCCGAAACCGAGAGACUCGACAAGGAGCUGGAGGAUAGGGAUAAGAAGGGCAGCAGCGCCCGCCUCGCCGAUCCCUCCGGCUUUACCUAUGCGAGCGCCCAGCCCGUGAUGCUUCCUGGCACGAAGCUGCCGUCGACCCCCUCUGGUGCAAUGGGCACAGCUGGACCACUGCUAGGCGGCCCCGUGUCGAGCUAUCCUCAGGGCAGCCUUUCAAACCAAGUUCCGGGCAGCAUCGUGCCUGGCUCGAUGGUCGGACUACGUGCUCGCGACGUCCCGGACGCCACUCCCGAGCCGCAGGACAAGGUCGAACGUUCCGCCUCGCCCGCAAACGGAGGCCAGACCAUCGUCAAGAGGGAACACGGGUGCAAGAAGAACGCCCAAGCUCGUUCGGUAGACGCCUCGGUCUCGGACCUCGUGCUUGUCAAACCGCACCGCAUCGACGAGCAUGACUCGGAGCGCGAGCACCACCACGACGCCCGACCCGCCGGACUGCACGAUCUCGACGACCCGAGGUGGUUCGACGACGAGGUUACGCCCCUGCACAUCUUCGGCGGGCCCGACAAGUUCGCGCAAAGCUCGCCGACGUUUGCACCGGACCGUGCCGACGACGGCGAUGCGUCCAUCAGCCUCGCCUCUUCGUCCUCGGAUCAGCGGCCGAGCCUGGUCAAGCGCGGCAUGCUCAACGCGAUCCCUGCCGGCGUCAUGAACAACCCUAUAUUCGCGUCCAAGGGCUUCAAGUACGGGCUCGGAGGAGGCCUCAUCCUCUUCUCUGGAAUCCGCUACCACCGCCUGCCCUCCAACUUUUUCGGGACGGGCAAGCGGUUCGACGGCCCCGGUGCCGAAAACGUCAAGGCCCGCCUCGAUGGCAUGGGCCUGUCGAUCGACAAGUACGGCCGUUUGACCAAGCCUCUGCCGAUGUGA